CAUGGCGACGGCCUUCUGCACCGACGGCGAGGCCGCGCUGCGGCGGGCGCUGGGCCCGGCCCCGGCCCCGCGGGGGGACAUCGACGGCUGCUACGAGACGGGCCGGGCGGCGGCCUUCGUGCGGGGGGGCGGCUUCAGGAAGGUCGCCCUGCAGUUCCCCGACGAGCUGCUGCCGGACGCGGCGGCCGUGGCGGCCCGGCUGGAGGCGGAGAGCGGGGCCGAGGUGUCCGUGCUGGGGGACACCACGUACGGCAGCUGCUGCGUGGACGAAGUGGCCGCCGAGCACGUGGGUGCCGAGGCGGUGGUGCACUACGGCCCGGCCUGCCUCAGCCCCUGCAGAAAGCUCCCGGUGCUGCACAUCUUCGGGCAGCAGCCUCUGGAUGUCGGGCGUUGCGCAGAGGUCUUCCGGGAGCUCUAUCCUGACCGGCAGAGCCGCGUGGUGGUGCUGAGCGACGUGGUCUAUGCCUACGCGAUGGGUGAAUUGGAGCAGCAGCUGUGCCCCGAGUACCCCAACAUUGUCUUCUCCCAGGUGGUGUGUGGGGACCCCCCUGGCCCUGCGCCGCCCGGGGAGGUGCGGCAGUUCGGCCGCCAGUUCCGCAUGGAGGCAGCAGGAGGGCUGCAGGACUGGGCCAUGUUCUACGUGGGAGCCGAGGGCCUGGCCCUCACCAACUUCAUGCUGACCUGGAACCGCUGCCCCUUCAGCUCCUUCAACCCCGCCACCGGCCACGGCCGCCGGGAGACCCUCAACGUCAACCGGGCCCUGAUGCGGCGCCUCUACCUGGUGGAGCGGGCGCGGGACGCCCGCGUGGUGGGCAUCCUGGUGGGCACCCUGGGCGUGGCGGGCUACCUGGACGUGCUGCAGCACCUCCGCCAGCUUCUGCGCUGGGCUGGCAAGCGCAGCUACACGCUGGCCGUGGGGAAGCCCAACCCUGCCAAGCUGGCCAACUUCCCCGAGGUGGACAUCUUUGUCCUGGUGGCCUGUGCUCAGAACUCCUUGCUAGACUCCAGCGACUUCUACCGGCCUGUGGUGACCCCCUAUGAGCUGGAACUCGCCUGCAACCCGGCCCGGGAGUGGACGGGGAACUACCUCACUGACUUCCGAGACCUGCUGCCAGGUGCCUGCGCACAUGUUGAGCUGCCCCCAGCCGUGCCUGCAGCAGAAGCUGUUCCCGACGUCUCGCUGAUCACAGGGGAGAUGCGUGCUGCCCACCUCUGCGACCUCCCAGCCACCCAGCUGCCCCCCAGCACCUCCCUGGCCUGCAGGGACCAGACUCGGGCCCUCGCGGAAAUCAGCCCCGCUGCCUCGUUCCUGGAGUCCCGCAGCUGGCGGGGCCUGGAGCAGCAGCUGGGGAAGACGCCUGUCUCCAAGGCCGUGCAGGGCCGGCGAGGCAUUGCCAUUGCCUACGAGGACGAGGGCCGUGAGCAAUCCUGAUGUGGCGGCAGCACCAGCCCCUAGCCGGGGGGGGGGGGGGCUGUGCUGGAUGUCGCCUCUCACUGGGUAUUAGACCUGUGAGGGGCUCACGAGGGUCCAGAGCUGGCUCCAGGUAGGGCACACAUUGUGUGCGUGCUUCUCAGUGCCCACAGAAGCCCUGGGCUGGGGCAGCAGCAGGGCCAGGACAAGGCACUUGGCCCAACCCUGGCCACCGAGGGCUCCCUGCAGCACGUGGUCCGUAGGAGCUUUGGCCCUACGAGGGAUGGUUAUGGCUUCAUGGGAGCUGACAGAGCCAGGAGUCUGGGCUUGUGGGGGUUCCUGCUGUUAACUAAAGCUCAACUGAAAAGGA
Oxyura jamaicensis (ruddy duck) is the source of this 1781-nucleotide messenger RNA. RefSeq names its product diphthamide biosynthesis 2 (gene DPH2). The transcript has 6 exons. The record is from RefSeq and is a predicted model, not a curated record. Gene Ontology annotation, biological process: protein histidyl modification to diphthamide. Bases 2 to 1432 code for a protein of 476 amino acids. Gene Ontology annotation, molecular function: 2-(3-amino-3-carboxypropyl)histidine synthase activity. Lineage: Eukaryota; Metazoa; Chordata; Aves; Anseriformes; Anatidae.